AUGGCUGCUGCCUCACCAAACCCAUGCACUCCGAUUCAGAACCGCCACCGGCGGCGCAGUGCAAUACUCUCCCCCAGCUCAAUUCCGAGAACGAAAAUAAGUUUCUGCGUCACCCGACCCGUGAAGUUCUCGUCUCUCAAGACUUACCAUCGCCGCGGAAAGAAAAUCUGCGUUUUGGGGGAAACGGAGGCCGCCGGGAUCGAAGCCAGCAGUUGUUCUGUCAAGGAUGAGCUCUUCGUGCAGUUCUUUCGAGAAGCGUGGCCUUAUUUUCUGGCUCACAGGGGCAGCACUUUCGUUGUCUUAGUGUCAGCUGAGAUUAUCGAUAGUCCGCAUUUGGAUCCCUUAGUGAUGGAUAUUUCUCUGCUUCAUGGGUUGGGAGUUAAAUUUGUUCUUGUGCCGGGAACACAUAUCCAAAUCGACAGGCUUUUGGUAGAAAGAGGAUCCGAAGCCAAGUAUGUUGGUAGCUACAGAAUCACAGACGCUGACUCCCUUACUGCUUCAAUGGAUGCAUCCGGAAGGAUCCGGAGCAUGAUAGAGGCGAAGCUGUCCCCAGGCCCCUCAUUGAGUGGCAUCCGUCGUCAUGGAGAAAACGAACGUUGGCAUGAUGGUGUUAGUGUUGCCAGUGGUAAUUUCCUGGCUGCCAAGAGAAGAGGGGUAGUUGAGGGAAUCGAUUAUGCAUCGACUGGAGAAGUCAAGAAAAUUGAUGUUUCUUGCAUUCGUGAGAGGCUCGAUCAAGGUUCCAUUGUGCUUUUAAGCAAUCUAGGAUAUUCCAGUUCUGGAGAAGUCCUAAAUUGCAAUACCUAUGAAGUUGCUACAGCGUGUGCAAUGGCCCUUGGAGCAGAGAAACUCAUCUGCAUCAUAGAUGGCCCGAUUCUAGAUGAAUGCGGGCGGCUUAUCCGUUUUCUGACUCUUCAAGAUGCGGACAUGUUAAUUCGUAAACGAGCUAUGCAGAGUGAGACUGCAGCAAAUUAUGUAAAAGCUGUAACUCAAGAUCUUACUUGUCUUGCGCAUGACGAUUCAAAUGACUCAUUCCCUUACGCAAAUGGGAAGGUUUUUAGCCGGACUCCCAAAUUCCAAAAUGGUGUCGGCUUUGAUAAUGGGAAUGGAUUUUGGUCCGCCGCAGAACAAGGUUUUGCUAUUGGAGGUCAGGAAAGGCUGAGCAGGUUAAAUGGUUACUUAUCCGAAUUAGCCGCUGCAGCUUUUGUUUGCAGAGGUGGUGUCCAGAGAGUUCAUUUAUUGGACGGCACUAUAGGCGGAGUCUUGCUUAAGGAAUUGUUUCAGAGAGAUGGAGUUGGUACAAUGGUGGCUAGCGAUCUUUAUGAAGGAAUGCGCACGGCCACGAUAUCAGAUCUCCAUGGAAUUCAGCAACUUUUGCUACCAUUAGAGGAAUCCGGCACUUUAAUAAAGAGGACUGAUGAAGAGCUACUUGAAGCAUUGGGUUCUUUCAUAGUUGCCGAAAGAGAAGGUCAGGUCAUUGCUUGUGCGGCUCUUUUUCCUUUCUUCAAAGAGAAAUGCGGAGAGGUGGCUGCUAUAGCCGUUUCCCCAGAAUGCCGUGGUCAAGGACAGGGAGACAAAUUACUUGACUAUAUUGAGAAGAAGGCAUCUUCGCUUGGACUGCAAAAGCUUUUCUUACUGACAACACGAACAGCAGACUGGUUUGUGAGGCGUGGCUUCUCAGAAUGUUCGAUUGAGUAUUUACCAGAAGAGAGGAGAAAAAAGAUUAACAUAUCCCGUAGAUCCAAGUAUUACAUUAAGAGACUUUUACCUGAUACAAGCGGGAUUCGACUGAACACGGCUCAUGUGUACUAA
Molecule: messenger RNA, 1809 nt
Organism: Striga hermonthica
Lineage: Eukaryota; Viridiplantae; Streptophyta; Magnoliopsida; Lamiales; Orobanchaceae
Source: the annotation of a GenBank genome assembly